AGGUGAGUCGGUGUGUUGUGGACUCGUGGUGCUGGCUGCCGCUGUUGAGGCGGCCGGGAACGGGCGGUGGGGAGCGGGCGGAGCUGGUCCUGCGUCGGCCUGGUCAGCGCCACAGUCGGCGCGGGCCGCGCCCGUCGCCGUAAACUCCCCUGAGCGCCUGCUGAGGCCGGGGGAGACAUCGGGGCCUGCACCUGAAAGGAGCCUGCGGCGCUGGCCCCGAGGAGGGGGCGUUGCCAUGGCGACAACCUCUCCCGCAGCUGACGGGGGACGGGGGCGGCCCUGGGAAGGAGGGCUGGUCUCCUGGUCCCCUGCGCCUCCUCUUACGCUCCCCUGGACUUGGAUGGGCCCGAGUUGGGGGCAACACCCCGGGCAUUGGGGCUUUCCAGCUCUCACAGAACAUUCAGCAUCUCCUGCUGCCAGUCUUGGCAUCUUCGAAGUGAGGAGAGUUUUAGAUGCUUCUGGAUGUUCAAUGCUAGCACCUUUACAGACUGGAGCAGCUCGAUUUUCUUCAUAUUUACUUUCAAGAGCAAGAAAAGUGCUGGGCUCCCACUUAUUUUCUCCCUGUGGUGUUCCGGAGUUCUGCUCCAUAUCCACCAGAAAGCUGGCGGCCCACGGCUUUGGCGCAUCCAUGGCGGCAAUGGUGUCCUUCCCUCCCCAGAGGUAUCACUACUUUUUAGUGCUGGACUUUGAGGCCACGUGUGACAAGCCACAGAUCCAUCCUCAGGAAAUCAUUGAAUUCCCCAUCUUGAAGCUAAAUGGUCGGACCAUGGAGAUUGAGUCUACCUUUCACAUGUAUGUCCAGCCUGUAGUCCAUCCACAGCUUACCCCCUUCUGUACAGAGCUCACCGGGAUUAUUCAAGCCAUGGUGGAUGGUCAGCCAAGCCUGCAGCAAGUGCUGGAGAGGGUCGAUGAGUGGAUGGCGAAGGAAGGCCUCUUAGAUCCAAACGUCAAGUCAAUUUUUGUCACCUGUGGAGACUGGGACUUAAAAGUCAUGCUUCCCGGCCAGUGCCAGUACUUGGGCUUGCCAGUGGCAGAUUACUUCAAGCAGUGGAUUAAUCUGAAAAAGGCUUACAGCUUCGCCAUGGGCUGCUGGCCCAAGAACGGACUUCUAGACAUGAACAAGGGCCUCAGCCUGCAACACAUAGGUCGACCCCACAGCGGCAUUGACGACUGCAAGAACAUUGCCAACAUCAUGAAGACACUUGCCUAUCGAGGCUUCAUCUUCAAGCAGACAUCUAAGCCAUUCUGAUUGGCCGAGGACGGGAUGGGGCAGGACAGGGUAGCUGCUUGGCCCAGCCCAGAACCCUCCUCUCCGUCAUGGAGGGGAAAAGGGAGAGUGGCACAGCUCUACAUCCAGAGUGUCCCCCAGCUGCCCUAUGGGCUUGUGUCCCGGGCAAGGGCUUGGCCACUUGGCCCCUCUGGAGCAGACACUUUGUGCCCCCCCACCCCCACCCCUCAACCUCAGCCCAGUAUUAGCCCCUCCCAUUGUGGACCUGGGCUAGGGGGACCCAGGCACUCACUGCCUCUUCCCCAGUACACAGGCUUCUGCUGGGGCCACCAAGCCCCCCUGUGCCCCCUCCCAUCCAUAGUGCAUGGUGUGUGGUGCCCCCAGGGCUCCAGGACAGAUCAGGCCCCACCCUGUGUCUACCCCUAUCCCCGCUGUGAAUGUGCCACUGAAUAAAGUCGGGGAAAUGAGGCCCUGGGUGUGUGUGCAAAGCCA
Messenger RNA from Orycteropus afer afer, 1720 nucleotides. It is a transcript of the gene ERI3, whose product is annotated as ERI1 exoribonuclease family member 3. Gene Ontology annotation, molecular function: 3'-5'-RNA exonuclease activity; nucleic acid binding. Gene Ontology annotation, biological process: exonucleolytic trimming to generate mature 3'-end of 5.8S rRNA from tricistronic rRNA transcript (SSU-rRNA, 5.8S rRNA, LSU-rRNA). Lineage: Eukaryota; Metazoa; Chordata; Mammalia; Tubulidentata; Orycteropodidae. The record is from RefSeq and is a predicted model, not a curated record.